Messenger RNA from Phytophthora sojae, 1359 nucleotides. RefSeq lists its product as hypothetical. The record is from RefSeq and is a predicted model, not a curated record. The annotation marks the transcript as partial. Gene Ontology annotation, molecular function: DNA binding. Lineage: Eukaryota; Oomycota; Peronosporomycetes; Peronosporales; Peronosporaceae. The transcript has a single exon.
AUGCCGGUCCUUGAACCGAGUGACGACGGCCAGGUCGCCGCUGUAGACGAACAACACGCCAAGCCGCCGGAGGACGACGCGGUCAAUGCGGUCAACGUCAACGUGGCGCCCACGAUCGAGGAGGCCGUGGCCGCGGCCGCGCAGGCCGAGCCGCACCACGUCGAAGACGUCGCCCUACCGGCCUCCGUGUCCGUUGGGCUCGGCCGGCGCCGCGGGCGCAGCGGCCGCCUGGGCGGCGACAAGGCCGAGGCGGCCAUGGUGCUGCCCAGCUUCAUCUGGGACUACUUCGUCAAGGACGCCAGCGGCAAGUUCGUCAUCUGCACGCUGUGCCCCGCGCAGACCACGCGCUUCGCCUACUCGGGCGGCACCAGCACCAUGAACCGCCACCUGCGCAAGAAGCACCACAAGUACGCGCCGGGCAAGUGCGCGGCCGACUACGAGUACCCGCGCGGCCUGCACCGCCGCCAGCUGCAGCAGCAGCUCCAGAGCCUCGCGUCACCCGCGGGCGGGGCCGUGGCCUCGGCCGCCUCGGCCGGCCUGCUGCUGCCGUCGGACACGGCCGGCGUGCUGGGCAGUCUGUCGCCCGGCGAGCCGCUCGGGGGCAAGCAGCGGCAUCAGCUACUGGAGCUGCGCACGGCCCGCCGGCGCGCGGCCAGUGGAGGCGCCGCGGCGUCAAAGAGGAGGAAGCUCGUGGUGGACCAGGCCGAGCAGGCCGCCGCCAUUGGGGCCGCGGCCAGCGCGACACUCGGAGUUGCGGCCACGGAGUUCGACCCGGCCGGCUUUGUGACGCUGCCCGGCACGACGGCCGGGGCGGCCACGUCGGGCGCACUGCAGUUCCCGGCGGGAUUCGAGCUGAACGAUGCGGCCAUCGAGUUGGACCAGAGGUUCUUCGACUAUUCUACUCUAGCCGGCGCCGGCCCGACUGGCGGAGUGCUGCGCGGGCGGCGACACAGCUCAAGUAUUAGCGGGAAUAGUGGCGCUGGCGCGGUGAACGCCAGUGUGAACAAUGCGACCAACCAGAAGAUCCUGACACAUCGGCUGCUCAAGUACCUGAUAGCACAGUACGAGCCGCUGGACGUCUCGCACAUGGGAACCGAGCUAGGCAUGCUGCUGUUCGGCGGAUCUACGGAGUGGCCCACCCCUGGACUCAACUUUGGCUAUGGCGGGGCGCUCGGAUUCGGCGGCGCCGGCAUGGGUGGCCCCUUGCCUAAACUGCCGUCCGAGGACACCAUCAAGCUGGCGUUGGCCAAUCUGUACUACUCGCAGCGAGAGAUUUUGAAGGAGGUGAUGGCCGAUGUGGAGGUGCUGAGCCUGUCGCUGAAUAAUUGGACGUCUGCAUUUGGACAAAAUGUGCUCACG